GGACAACAGACUUGGUUCCAUAGCAACAAAUGUACAACACACCCAUAACAUGUCUGCUACUAGUGAGGACCUGCAGGUUGUUAGGAACACCAUCAGCUCCAUAGUGUCUACCAUGUACAAGGAUUCUGAAUCUGUGGCGGAAGGAGGAACGUUAAUCAAACCCUGGUGAUUUGGCUCAUGUACUGCAGUUCAUAUACAGGAACUCCAGGACGUCAGGGGGUUGCUGGGAGACCGGGAAGUGUGGGAGCAAAGGGGACUGCAGGUGACCAGGGGCCCCAAGGACACAGAGGAGAGAAGGGUGACCGUGGUCCUACUGGUGACAGAGGUCCAAGAGGACCAUCUGGACAAAAGGGUGAGAAAGGAGCGGAUGGAGUGGACGGGAAGGAUGGCCUUGUGGGGGACUCUGGGGUUAUAGGCCUGCCUGGUUGUAAAGGAGACGAGGGGGCAGAGGGGGAGCCAGGUCCUCUGGGGCAGAAAGGAGAUGAAGGAUCUUAUGGAUUACCUGGACAAAAGGGAGAGAUAUGAACACCUGGGGAGCCAGGGGUUCCUGGAGUGUCUGGAGCCAACGGAGCCAAGGGGGAGCCUGGACCAAUCGGAGGACCUGGAAAUAAGGGUGACCAAGGAGACGAAGGGGACUUUGGACCGUCUGGAGCGCCAGGCACAGCGGUUUGGAACUCAGCUAGUUCUAGAAUCAAUACAUCACCCGGACCAGGACGAACACUGUCCACAUAAUCUGACACAGGAAGACACAUAUCUUACUAGAUCACUGAACAUCAGGGUACCCCAACUGAUGGCGCAUGGGCCGAAUUUGGCCCGAGGGUGGUUUUAUUUGACCCCCCAAGUUUUCUAAAAAAUAAGUGACAUCUUAUUAUUUUUUAUUGUUGGACAACAGGAAAUCAGCUCCAAGGGAAUUUAAGAAAUCUGUUCCCAAGUAUUCACAUGUAUAAUAGAGAGAAACGUGAUUGAAUACAAAUGUAAGCAGGGCUUCUUGAGGUCAAUUUUGUCACGCCUUGGUCAUAGUGUUUUGUGUUUUCGUUAUAUAUUUUGGUCAGGCCAGGGUGUGACAUGGGUUUAUGUGUUGUGUUUCGUA
Messenger RNA from Oncorhynchus kisutch (coho salmon), 1090 nucleotides. RefSeq names its product collagen alpha-1(VI) chain-like. NCBI's taxonomy places the organism in Eukaryota, Metazoa, Chordata, Actinopteri, Salmoniformes, Salmonidae. Bases 178 to 525 code for a protein of 115 amino acids. The record is from RefSeq and is a predicted model, not a curated record. The transcript is spliced from 13 exons.